Messenger RNA from Syzygium oleosum, 1310 nucleotides. RefSeq names its product UBP1-associated protein 2A-like. Lineage: Eukaryota; Viridiplantae; Streptophyta; Magnoliopsida; Myrtales; Myrtaceae. The transcript has 6 exons. Bases 105 to 1130 code for a protein of 341 amino acids. The record is from RefSeq and is a predicted model, not a curated record. Gene Ontology annotation, molecular function: RNA binding.
CCGCAAGGAGUCCAAUCAAUAAAGCCACAAACCCUAGCAGACCCGGAGGAAGCAGAAGCCACGACGCUUUGAAGAAGAACAGGGCAGAUUCAGCGCAGCAAAGAAUGGAAGAUUUGAAGAAGAGAAAGCUCGACGAGAUCGCCGGAAAUGGCGAUUCUUCCGACUCCGAGGAGCACCUCCGCUCGCUUCUCGAGCCCCUCGCGAAGCCCCACCUCGUCGAGCUCCUCGCUAAGCUAGGAUCCCAAUACCAUUCGAUUGCAGAAGAAAUAAAAAGUAUCGCGAGUGCAGAUCCAGUCCACCGAAAGCUUUUUGUCCGUGGCUUGGCCUGGAAUACCACUUCAGAAACCUUGUGUGCUGCCUUUCAAGUUCAUGGAGAAAUAGAAGAAGGUGCUGUCAUUUAUGACAAAACAACAGGGAAAUCGCGCGGUUAUGGUUUUAUUACUUACAAAAAUAUGGAGUCAACUCGAAUUGCACUGAGGGCACCUAGCAAAAUGAUUGAUGGCAGGAUGGCUGUCUGUAAUCUGGCAGGUGAGGGACUGACUGGGUCAAGUGGUAUGCCUGAUUUAGCUAAGAGGAAGCUAUUUAUUGGUGGGUUGUCACCAGAUGUCACUAGUGAGAUGCUGCUCAGUUUUUUUGGAAGAUAUGGUGAUAUUGAAGAAGGUUCAGUCGCAUAUGAUAAAGAUACAACUGAAUCACGUGGGUUUGGAUUUGUUACUUAUAAGACAUCCGAGGCUGCCAAAAGAGCCAUCGAUGAUCCACAAAAGCUACUUGGGGGACGGAGCAUAACUGUCAAAUAUGCUGAAUCACAUGGACGCAAAACGGCACAGCCACAGCUACCUGCUACAAUGGUUCCAAUGGGUGCACCAAUGGCAGCAGGAUAUCCUCAGUCAGGAUAUCCUCAGACUGGAAAGGUUUAUGCUAGCAUGGAUCCUACUGGAUAUUCUUAUCCUCAAGCUGCACCAGCUUACCUAGGUGCCACUUACCCAAGCCCUCCUGCGGCACCUAUGCCAUAUGCGGCACAGCCUCAAAUGACUUACCCUCAACUUGCUGUGAAGAAAGACCAGCUUGGUGUCCCUCCGACACCGCCUAUGGGGAUGGGUGGCUAUCCCUAUUACGGUGCCAAGCAGUAAUCGGCUCAAAAAUGGUGUAGCAUGACCCCUCUCUCUCUCUCUCUCUCUCUCUCUCUCUGAAUUGGAAGUUCAAAGUUUUGAAUGCUUAUUUCUGUAUCAUUUCUAAUUUAGUGGUGACAUCUAGGUUGCCUUGAUCGUUCUAUCGAAUGCAAUUUAUUUCGGAGCAGGUAUAUAUCUGGA